This is a messenger RNA of Gastrolobium bilobum, 903 nucleotides long. RefSeq names its product protein NUCLEAR FUSION DEFECTIVE 6, mitochondrial. The transcript is spliced from 4 exons. The record is from RefSeq and is a predicted model, not a curated record. The coding region runs from base 76 to 411 and encodes 111 amino acids. Lineage: Eukaryota; Viridiplantae; Streptophyta; Magnoliopsida; Fabales; Fabaceae. Gene Ontology annotation, cellular component: mitochondrion.
AAUCUGGUAAAGCAAAGUGGCGGCGAAGGUUACAUAGUGUUACAUUGGCAGCGCGAAGAGCUGAACUGAACAACAAUGGCGACAUCAAAGGUUUUGUGUAGGUUGUCGUGUCGGUUACAGGUUCAUGCUCAUAACAAGUUAACCAAACCAUCACUUUCUAUGGACCUUUUCCACCUCAAACCCACCCCUCCUCUCUCUGCCACCGCGCGUCGCUUGUCUCCCACUUCCCGGUUACCAGUGGAGUUGGGUAGCUGCGAAUCAAUGAUGCCGUUGCAUAGCGCGGUAGCUUCGGCUCGAUUAGUAUCAAGUUUGUCCAUAGAGUCUCUGGGCUGGGGAUUGGUUCCUCAAGCACACAAUGGGUCAUACGCUUCCCUCAACCCUGCAAAUAACAGUAUUUCCAUGCCUUUAUGACGUUAUUUGUCUGAGGUUAGUUGCUACAAGGUAGCAUUUCCAUUUGAUGGCGGACAAGGGCUCAUGUUCUUGAUUUCAUUUUGUUGUAAUGUUGAGGUAUUUGACAUAGGAUCCUUCAUCUGAAAUCUUUGAGGAACAUGCAUUGCAACUGAUGUUGCUUACUUAUUGGGUUGAUUCAUGAUAUCUUCAUAUGUUUAUGGAAUAUCUUUAUUUGGUUUGUCUAGUCUCUGGAUGAGUUUUUUUGUCAACUAAUAAUGCAUUAAAGUGCAUUAUAUCUGAGGAUUUAAUCCAUUUACUUGUCAGCGUUUCCCUGAUUACUACAGUUCUAUGGUAUUUUUAAAUCAUUGUCAAACCAGAUACGAUAUUGUAGUCUAUGAUCCUUUGAGGAAUUCAUUGUUACAUACUGCAAAGGUUCUGCAUCCUUGGUUGACACAGGUGGAAUCGUUGGUUGGUGGUGUUUUUUUUUUUUUUUUUAUCAACCCGUUGGUUUGC